AUGAAUUUGGUUGUGGUUUCGUCCCUGAUAUGCGCACAUGCCCCAACGGAGGAAAAGGACGAUGCCACCAAGGACGCUUUCUAUGCGGAGCUCGACCGAGCCUAUGGCCGCUGUCCUUCCCAUGACAUUAAAAUUCUCCUCGGGGAUUUUAAUGCCAAGGUAGGACGAGAAGACAUCUUUGGUGCCACCGUCGGGCGAUUUAGUCUACAUGAGACCACCUCGAGCAAUGGUCUCAGAUUAAUAGGCUUCGCAGCUGCGCAUAAUAUGGUAGUUCGUAGUACCGGAUUCCGUCAUUUGGACAUCCAUAAGGCAUCUUGGCUCUCUCCCGAUCGACUGACCAGAAAUCAGAUCGAUCAUGUUGUGAUCGAUGCAAGGCAUGCAUCUAACAUACUCGACGUGCGAUCCUGUCGGGGUCCCAACAUCGACUCGACCAUUAUCUUGUUGCAGCUAAGAUUCGCACACGGCUAUGUGUGGCGAAGAUUGCACGUCGAAGUGCGUUAA
This is a messenger RNA of Drosophila albomicans, 501 nucleotides long. Its product is annotated as craniofacial development protein 2-like. Bases 1 to 501 code for a protein of 166 amino acids. Lineage: Eukaryota; Metazoa; Arthropoda; Insecta; Diptera; Drosophilidae. The transcript has 2 exons. The record is from RefSeq and is a predicted model, not a curated record.